Molecule: messenger RNA, 2385 nt
Organism: Chaetomium strumarium
Lineage: Eukaryota; Fungi; Ascomycota; Sordariomycetes; Sordariales; Chaetomiaceae
Exons: 3
Coding region: 1-2385 (794 amino acids)
Source: RefSeq, a predicted model, not a curated record
AUGGCUUCUCGACCGCUUGUGUUGAGGCUCGUCUUCCCAUCGGAGCCGGAGGCUCAGUCGGCCUCGCAAGCUUCCGACGCAGUCGACUCGCAAAGCUCUCGGCAAGAUGGCCCUGAAUCCUCCCAACACGAUGGUUCUAAUAUUCUCCAACCAAGUGGUUCACUACCCUCUGAGCACAACAGCUCACAGCCUUUUGGUCAAGACCACACGGAAUCCAAGUUAUCCAAUGCUGAGGAGUCUACCGCUCAAAGCUCCGUGACUUCUGACGAGCCUCCUGAAGCCGCACAGCAGUCAACAGAGGAAUCCGCAUCGUCCUAUGUCGCACACCGGACAUCAGACGAGACACCGGACAAUACCUAUACGCACAAUGAAAAUGAAAAGGAGGACUGGGCUGACGGCGGCGACGACGAAGAGGAGCAGGAGGACGAUGACGAUGAUGAGAACGAUAAUGACGAUGAUGGCGACGACGACGACGACGACAGUUCCGGUCUCUUUCAGCCGACGCGGACCGUGUGGCUGAGCGAGACCGAGAAGAUGCGGGUUGCCUUGAAGAGGCUCCUCAGAACGGCGGAGAAGAGGGGGUUCGGCAGGUCGCCCUUCUUGCCCACCACCGCCGCCGAGUACGUCGGCCUCCGGGCUGACAUGGUCGACGCCAAGGCUGCCCGGCUCCGCGCCAAGAUCGAGGAGAGGGAGAGGGAGCUGCACGCGCAGGAGCACGCGCAGUGGAAAACGGUACUCGUCGUCGGUGCCGGAGGGCAGAUCGAGACGAAGCUGGUUCCCGUGUACUACAGCGCCCCUGAGCAGGGCAGGCCCGACUCACCGGGCGCUCUGGCCCAGCCCUGCUGGCACCCGGUCCCGUACUUCCCGCACCCGGCGCCGGUCUACGUAUUUCCUGCGACACCAUGGCCAUAUUCUCCUUCUUUAUCCAUGCCUUCAUUCCCCACCAGUACUCUCAACCCAGCCGCAGCAGCUUGGAGUCAGCCGUCCUGCUUCGCUGCCCAAGGUGCCGACGCUCCCGAUCAAGUGCCUCGGGGAUUUACCCUCGGCCCUUCUUUGCUCCCCGCGCAACCUCGCCGCAUCAGUUCGAUCCCGCUGCUACGCAGACUGGCCUCGCACGCCACCCUCCGCAGAGGUAUAGUCCAGGAGCAAGCCGAGGGCACUGACACCGAUCGCAACUUCCAAUGGUUCUGUGAUGAUGACGAGAGUUCAGAUGCCGGCUCCUUCACCCCGUCUGAUUACCAGCCGGGAAACCAAAGCGCCAACCGCGAAUGCAGAGGCGAGGACACAUCCGACGAUUUGCAGAGCGACGACUACCUCGCCGACAACGAACACAACGCGUUCCCUACCGAUAACGAGGACAGGCCUGCCUGGUCCGAUAGCUCGUUCACCCCGACCCUGUACCGGACCAAGCCCAACAAGAAGGGCAAAGACGACGGUGGCAGCAGCAACAACAGCAGCAGCAGCGACAGGGCAAGCCCCCCCGAGGGCAAUCUCAACAACAAGAACGCUAAUGAUAACCACAACCCCGCGGUUCUGAUCCCUCCCCCGGCUCGCCGCCUCCCCCUGGCAACCCUCCCCCUCUCUUACAGCGACGGCCUCUCCCCGGUUCUCGCCCGGCCUAAUCCCUUCAACCCCUCCGCCGCUCUCAGCCCGGAGUGCGACUGGCCCAGCUACGCCGAAUACACCUCCGAAGGGGACGCCAGAGUCAGGCAGCGCACGCCCAAGGUCAAGGUCACGAUCACCGUCACCUCCCCGGGCAGGACCACCACCACCGCCGAGCUGGCCCAGGGCCCGGUAUGCCCGCGCAGACAGCCACGCGGAGGUGGAGGAGGAGGAGGACACUGCCACCAACCACGCAACAGUCUCCACGACGGCGAAACUUUGCUGGGCCGCUUCCUCCCCGUCCCGCGCCUCCGCGCAGCGAUCGACCCGCGCCUGGGCCUGGCGCCGGACGAGGUCGCGUCCUACGUGGCGCGCGAGGGCAGCGGCGGGCGGAUCCCGUGGGAGGUGCGGGCCAUGGUGCCGGACCGGUGGGAUUUCCAUCGCGAGCGGCGCGUGUCGGACGCCUGGGAUCGCGGGUAUGCUGGCGCGCGUGCGUGGGGCGGUUCGCCGUUCUGGGAUAUGGUCGAGGAGGAGCACGGCGGCGAGCUUGCCGGGUUGAGGAUCGUCCGGGAGCUGCUGGGGGAUGAUACUUAUACAUACCAUGAUGAUGAGGAUGGUGAGGGGCAGGGGCCGGGCCGUGCGUGGUGGGGGGAGGAGGAGGAGGAGGAGGAGGAGCAAGAUAGCUCCGGCGCUGGCAGCUGUGAGGAGCGCGUGGAGGAGGUGGUGGGUGAGUUAUUGGAGGAGGUGCAAGAAGUUUUGAGACAGUAUGGGGGAGCCUACUGA